Phyllostomus discolor (pale spear-nosed bat) is the source of this 1973-nucleotide messenger RNA. RefSeq names its product FERM domain containing 1 (gene FRMD1). Gene Ontology annotation, biological process: positive regulation of hippo signaling. Gene Ontology annotation, cellular component: cytoplasmic side of apical plasma membrane; cytoskeleton. Lineage: Eukaryota; Metazoa; Chordata; Mammalia; Chiroptera; Phyllostomidae. The transcript is spliced from 12 exons. Bases 48 to 1667 code for a protein of 539 amino acids. The record is from RefSeq and is a predicted model, not a curated record.
GGAGACCCCGGAGGCAGCCGGUCCUGAGGACAGCUGGGGACAGCACGAUGACCGUGGAGCACAGGGACGUGCUGGUGCUGCUGCCCACACAGGAGCAGCUGCGGCUGGUCGUGGGGGUGCAGGCCACAGCGCGUGAGCUGUUCCAGCUGGUGUGCGACAAGACCGGCGUCAGGGACACGCGCUUCUUUGGCCUCAGUGUGCUCAGAGACGACGAGCACAUGUUCAUGGAUUUGGAGCAGAAGCUCAGCACGUACUUCUCGCAGGACUGGGGCAGAGAGCCGCGGAACGACGGCGGGGGACCCGGGGCCGCCUUCGUGACCUUCUUCCACGUGCAGCACUACGUGGAGGACGGGCGGCUGAUACGCGACCAGGCGGCCAGGCGCCUGUACUACAGCCACCUGAAGGGGCGGGUGCUGCGGUCGCAGUGCGCCCACCAUGAGGAGGCCUACUUCCUGCUGGCCGCCUACGGGCUGCAGGCCGACCUGGGCAACCACCGGGCGCGCGCCCACGUGGGGCGGUACUUCGAGCCGCAGGCUUACUUCCCCCCGUGGAUCAUCGCCAAGAGGGGCAGCGCCUACCUGCUCCGGCACGUGCCGGCCCUGCACCGCGAGCAGCAGGGCCUGAGCCCCAAGGAGGCUCUGCUGCGCUUCAUCCGCGAGGCCUGCCGCCUGGAGGACGUGCCCGUCCACCUCUUCCGGCUGCGCAAGGACAAGAAGGAAGGCGCACCGACCGUCGUCCUGGGACUGACCCUUGGAGGGGUGCGCGUCUACCAGGAGGCGGGCCACACUCCCCGGCUGCUCUACGACUUCCCCUGGGCCCGCAUCGGGAAGCUGGCGUUCCUGAGGAGGAGGUUCGAGAUCCGGCCGGACGGGCUGCCCGCCGCCCGGAAGCUGGUGUACUACGCGGGCUGCGCCGCCCGCGCCCGCCACCUGCUACGGCUGCUCCGCGCCAGCCACCGGCUGCACCUGGCCCUGCAGCCCGCGCGGGGGCGGCUGCGGCAGCUGGAGCAGGCGCAAGAGAGGACGAGCUGCCGGGAGGUGUACAUCGGCGACACGCUGGAGCUGGACCUGCGCCCGGCCGGCAGCGGGGGCAGCGGCCGGCACCCCUCCCGCCUCUCGCUCCUGUCCGCCGACAGCCACGGCAGCUCCCACGGGCCGGGCAUGGAGCCCGGGGAGAUGUUGGUGGAUGCACCCCCCGGGGCCGAGGCGCUCCGCGGGGGUGUGGUGUCCCGCAGCCCCAGCCCCAGCCCCAGCCAGGACAGCGGGGGCUCGGCUGGGAGCCGCGCCCGCCCGCCCCAGGGGGACGCCCAGGACCCCGGGAACGCCUCUCGCCCCCAGAAGCCCUGGGCGGUGGUGCAGGUCACGCUGGUCAAGGUGAGGGGCCGGAGCGCCGAGGCCCUGCACCAGGUCCCCAAGCCAACCCUGGGCCGCGUCCACUCAGACCGGCACAGCCGCAGCCUGGAGGACGUGCGUCCACGCCCCGCCCCGCGCCCUGUGCCGGCCCCACGCCCUGUGCCGGCCCCGCGCCCUGUGCCGGCCCCGCGCCGCUGCCCCCUUGGCGUGGGGCUGCACCCCAGACCCUCGGCCCUGGAUGGAAGUGGGUCCUCGCGCCGCCUCUCCCUGCACCUUCCUGGGGAGGACCAGCCCCCGGAGGAGUUUGUGGUGUAGGCCGCCACGGCGGGGCCCGGUCCACCCUGCGCGGCUCAGCGCACACAGGCCCCUCCACUCGGAGGGGUCGGUCCAGGCCCCGUAGCUCCGCCCACAUGGGGCUCAGGCCGCGCCGCACCCCCAAGCAGUGUGGCUGUGGGGGCCCCACCAGCCCUUUCUGUGCUGGAGGCACCCGGUGAGCCUGGUGGACAGGGCCUCGGGCUCCGCCCCUCUGCCCCAGGCUCCUCCUCCCCCAGCCUCACCGGUCGGAGGGGUGAAACUGACUCCCAGGGCAGCCCCGGAGGUGAAGGGCAGGUCCUGCUCUCC